CACAGCGGAAGUGUCAUGGCGCCGUGCGUCAUGCAGUGUCAGAAGCAGCACUAGCACAAAACAACUUGUAAUGACUCUUCUUUUACAAGUUUGGACUCCAUUUCUUAUAAGGGCAUCCCAGAAAUCAUAACUUAAGGAUGGCGGAUUCAGGCUCGGGUGACCCCAGUGGUCAACGUGUGCCAACCACCCCUGGAGGAAGUGGUAUGGGACUGCUGAUGGGCCGCAGACCACCAGCCGCCAUCUCAACGGGCCGUCUCCCAUCAAUGAGAUCAAGAGACCUCACCCUGGGAGGAGUGAAGAAGAAAACCUUUACGCCCAACAUUAUUGGCAGAAAAGUGAAAGAAGAAACAAAAGUUGAAGGCGGACAGAGGAGAGACAGGAAGGAUGGAGGUCGAGGUCGCGGUCCGAGAGACAGAGGCAGGGGCCGAGGUCGCCCAGAAGUCAUCCAGUCCCACUCUAUUUUUGAGCAGGGGCCUGCAGAGAUGAUGAUGAAGAAGAGAAGUGGAUAUGAAGGUGAGAAAGAGGCGCCGAGCGUGGGACCUUCACCCAUCAUCAAUAUUAAAAAAGAAUACAGAGAGACGGAGGAAGAGACCAAGGAGAUUCUGGCCAAGCUGGAGCGAGAUAAUUUUAUAGACGAUCCCUUCCUGAGGAGCGAGCGGAGGAGCUGCCCUGUCCAGCUUCCUCUUGCUGUGUCGGGGUGGGGAUUCACGGAGGAAUUCACUAAAGCUGCUGUUAAAGUUGAGAAGGUGGAUGAGGACGUAGAACCCAUGGAACAUGGAGUCGAAGUGAAACAGGAGCCAGAGGAAGCUGAAAUAAAGAAGACGGAGGCCGCUUUCAGACCCCCUCCUCUCCCUGAGCCUGAAGUCCUUCCUGACCUGCUGCAUAGAUGGAGUCUGAGCAAAGGGGAGGAGCUGUUCUUCAUGCAGAUGCCGGACACGCUGCCCGGCCAGCCCCCCACCAUCGAGCACAGGCCGGUGAAAACAGAGGUGCAGUCAGAGGACGGACAAUCUGUGCUGCUGAAAACAGAGUCUCAGGGGGAGGAAGCUGAAGACAACAACUGCAUUCUGAAAGACCUGCGGGAGGGACUUAUAGGGAAGAUGCUGGUGCGGAAGUCUGGCCGGGUCCAGCUCAUACUGGGACAAGUGACACUUGAUGUGUCUCUUGGAGCAUCGUGCUCUUUCCUUCAGGAGCUGGUCUCUAUUGGUUCGGAGGGAAGAACCGGCGACUUGACAGUAUUAGGGAAUGUCAAACAUAAAAUGGUUUGCUCCCCAGACUUUGAGGCUCUUCUGGAGAGCAGUGCAUGAUACUCGACAGAGCACUUGAUUGCGAUUUUGACAAGAUGUUUGCUUUUACAAUGGACUGUCCCUUUGGAACCUAAAAUCUAGUAUAAGUACGAUGGCUGAUUGUGCUUCUGUGUUUUGAGAGUUGCUAUAAUAACAUAUUGAAAUACACUAUCCAUAAUAUGAAACAUAUGAUUGAAGUUUUAGUUUCUCCUUGUGGAAUAGGCAUAUUAAUUCAGGAUUCAAAGGUUGAAUUGUGUGCCAAAUUUAAGUACUGUUUUCAUUUGUCUGUAUCUGAGAUUACUUGACAAGACUGUACAUGGAUGUAAAUGUGUGAAUAAAAAAAAGUUUUUUUGUUA
Centropristis striata (black sea bass) is the source of this 1639-nucleotide messenger RNA. RefSeq names its product polymerase (RNA) III (DNA directed) polypeptide D (gene polr3d). Gene Ontology annotation, biological process: transcription by RNA polymerase III. Gene Ontology annotation, molecular function: DNA binding. NCBI's taxonomy places the organism in Eukaryota, Metazoa, Chordata, Actinopteri, Perciformes, Serranidae. The coding region runs from base 138 to 1304 and encodes 388 amino acids. The transcript is spliced from 9 exons. The record is from RefSeq and is a predicted model, not a curated record. Gene Ontology annotation, cellular component: RNA polymerase III complex.